Maudiozyma saulgeensis is the source of this 2355-nucleotide messenger RNA. The record is from the annotation of a GenBank genome assembly. Lineage: Eukaryota; Fungi; Ascomycota; Saccharomycetes; Saccharomycetales; Saccharomycetaceae.
AUGAGUGCUCAGGAAGCGGGUGGAUUUAUUCGUAAGAGAAGGACUAGAUCCAGUGCGAAAAGAGUCAAUUACAACGAGGAUAGUGAUAAUGAAACUCAACCAAAAGACGAAUCAACUGAAGUAGAUGAAACCUUUAAUGACAAAAAGAAUAGAAGUGACGAUACCGACGACUAUUACUCUGCAAGCGAAUCAACUAUGGGUGUCAAAGAAGAAUCUAUUGAAGUAAAAGGUGAAGACUCCGAAGAUAACCUCGAAUUCAUCAAUAUUCCAUCUCAAGAUGAUGAAGGACAAGAUGAUGAUGAUGAUGAUGAUGAACCACUAAGUAAAAAAAGAAAGACAAAGACAAAGGCUAAACGGAAACCUGCUAAGAAAAGUAAAAAGAGAAAAGCACCAAAGACAACCCCUUAUGAGAGAAAUACUAUGCGGCUAUUCGAAAAUCACCCGGAGUUGAUAAACGUGUUUCCAGAUUUAAAGAAUGCACCACCUUAUGUACCACAGAGGUCACCACAACCAGGUGGUUUAUCGAUUAAAUUGUUACCGUUUCAACUGGAAGGUCUUCAUUGGUUAUUAGAACAAGAAAACGGGAAAUAUGGAGGUGGUGUUCUUGCUGAUGAAAUGGGUAUGGGUAAGACUAUACAAACCAUAGCACUAUUGAUGAACGAUUUAACCAAAAGACCAUCUUUAGUAGUAGCGCCUACAGUAGCUCUAAUGCAAUGGAAGAAUGAAAUAGAUCAACAUACGAAUGGGAAAUUAAAAAUUUAUACUUAUCAUGGUGCUUCAAAAACGGUUAAUAUUGCAGAUCUAGCACCAUAUGAUGUUAUUUUAACAACAUAUUCUGUUUUAGAAUCAAUUUAUAGAAAACAGACUUAUGGUUUCAAGAGGAAAUCAGGAUUAGUAAAGGAACCUUCAGCAUUACACAAUAUGAAUUUUUACAGAGUGAUUCUUGAUGAAGCUCAUAACAUUAAGGAUAGACAAAGUAACACAGCAAAAGCUGUUAACAAUUUGAAAACUCAAAAGAGAUGGUGCCUGAGUGGUACUCCAUUACAAAACAGAAUUGGUGAAAUGUAUUCUCUUAUUAGAUUUUUGGACAUAGAACCUUUUUCUAAAUAUUUCUGUACGAAAUGUGAUUGUGCUUCUAAGGAAUGGCAUUUCUCAGAUUUUAUGCAUUGUGAUUCUUGUAAUCAUGUUGUUAUGCAGCAUACAAAUUUCUUUAACCAUUUUAUGUUAAAGAACAUCCAAAAAUUUGGUGUAGAGGGACCAGGUCUCGAAUCCUUCAAUAACAUUCAAACAUUAUUGAAAAAUAUCAUGCUAAGAAGAACUAAAGUCGAGAGAGCUGAUGAUUUAGGUUUACCUCCAAGAAUUGUAACUAUCAGGAGAGAUUAUUUUAAUGAAGAAGAAAAAGAUUUGUACAGAAGUUUGUACACAGACGUUACUAGAAAAUAUAAUUCUUAUGUCGAGGAAGGUGUGGUUUUAAACAAUUAUGCUAAUAUUUUUUCUCUGAUUACUAGAAUGAGGCAAUUAGCAGAUCAUCCAGAUUUAGUUCUGAAGCGUAUGACAAAUAAAUCGGCGUCAAUAGAAGGUGUUGUUGUGUGUCAGUUAUGUGAUGAUGAAGCAGAAGAACCUAUAGAAUCCAAAUGCCAUCAUAAAUUCUGUAGGCUCUGUAUCAAAGAAUAUGUGGAAUCAUAUUUAGAAAGUGAAAAAAAUUUAACUUGUCCCGUUUGUCAUAUUGGUCUAAGUAUCGAUUUAUCACAACCUGCACUAGAAGUCGAUAUGGAUCAAUUUAAAAAACAAAGCAUUGUUAGUAGAUUGAACCUAAAGGGAACUUGGAGAUCAUCAACUAAGAUUGAAGCUCUGGUGGAGGAAUUGUACAAGUUAAGAAGUCCCGUUAGAACGAUUAAGUCUAUUGUUUUCUCUCAAUUCACAAGUAUGUUGGAUUUAGUCGAAUGGAGGUUAAAAAGAGCAGGAUUCAAGACUGUUAAAUUGCAAGGUAGUAUGUCGCCUACGCAAAGAGAUCAAACAAUCAAAUAUUUUAUGAACAAUAUCGAAUGUGAGGUAUUUUUGGUAAGUUUAAAAGCAGGUGGUGUCGCAUUGAACUUAUGUGAAGCAUCUCAUGUAUUUUUAUUAGAUCCUUGGUGGAACCCUAGUGUUGAGUGGCAAAGUGGUGAUAGAGUACACAGAAUAGGACAAUUUAGACCGGUUAAGAUAACCAGAUUCUGUAUAGAGGAUAGUAUUGAGGCAAGAAUCAUUGAAUUACAAGAAAAAAAAGCGAAUAUGAUUAAUGCAACUAUAAACCAGGAUCAAGCCGCCAUUAGUAGACUUACACCAGCAGAUUUACAAUUUUUAUUUAACAAUUAA